Molecule: messenger RNA, 1338 nt
Organism: Gavia stellata (red-throated loon)
Lineage: Eukaryota; Metazoa; Chordata; Aves; Gaviiformes; Gaviidae
Gene: GALR3
Product: galanin receptor 3
Biological process (GO): G protein-coupled receptor signaling pathway
Cellular component (GO): membrane
Molecular function (GO): G protein-coupled receptor activity
Source: RefSeq, a predicted model, not a curated record
AUGGCGAGUGGUGCUGCGGCGGCCUGUGCCGGGCUGCAGGUUCUCACUCCGCCGCAUCCCCCGGGUUAUCGCUGCGUCCUGAGGUCCCCGCAGUCAGAUGGGGAGAGGUUGGGAGGCUGGAAUGCCUCCUCUGACAGCCCGGAACUGCGAGCUGCAAGGAUUAUCGUGCCUGUCAUCUCCCUCAUCUUCCUCCUGGGCACUGUGGGGAACGGGCUGGUGCUGGCCAUGCUGCUGCAGAAUAGCCAAGUCAAGUACAACACCACCAACCUCUUCAUCUUUAACCUAGCCAUGGCUGGCCUGUGCUUCAUUGUCUGCUGUGUUCCCUUCCAGGCCACCAUUUACACUCUGGAUGGGUGGCUCUCUGGGGCCUUUGCCUGCAAGGCUGUGCAUUUCCUGAUCUACCUCACCAUGUAUGCCAGCAGCUUUACCCCAGCCGCCGUCUCCGUUGACAGGUACCUGGACAUUUGCUAUCCGCUGAAGUCAGAUCGCGUCACCUCCCAAAAGGCAGGAGUGGCCAUUGUAGCAAUCUGGUUGCUGUUGCUGCUCUUCGUGGGGCCUUACCUCAGCUACUACCAGAUUGUCCAUUACCACAGGGUGCCCAUCUGCAUCCCCACCUGUAAGGAACAGCGCCAAAAGAUCCUGGACAUCCUCACAUUUGUCUUUGGAUACCUCCUGCCCGUGACCAUGGUGAGCCUGGCAUAUGCAAGGACCAUCAAGUUCCUGUGGAUCUCCGUAGACCCCAUAGAAAGGAUCUUGGAGUCCCGGAAGGCCAAGUGUAAGGUCACCAAGAUGAUUGUGGCUGUGGCCAUCCUGUUCUGCCUCUGCUGGCUGCCCCACCACCUGGUCAUCCUGUGCUUCUGGUUUGGCCACUUCCCCUUCAACUGAGCCACUUAUGUUUGCCACCUGGCUUCCCACUGCCUUUCAUACGCCAACUCCUGCCUCAACUUCAUCAUUUACGCCCUCAUCUCCAAGCAUUUCCUCAAGCGUUUCAAGCAGGUCUUCACCUGCCUCUUCUUCCAGAGCAAGACCAGGAAGAAGAAUAAGAGAGUUGGAAAGAAAGUCGAUGUGGUCAAUGUGGGCAAACAUUUCACCAACAGCACCAGAGGUUUCUAUGGAGGCAACACUGAGGUGACUCAGGUCCCAGAGGAGAACACCAUGAAGAGGGACCCUGAAGGUGCCAGUCAUGAUGACAGAGCGUGGACUCACCAGCUACAAGAUGCCAUGGUCUCUGUGCAGAAGGAGCUGCUGGAGGAGGAAAGUUUGGCAACAGCUGGCCAUUCCCGAGCCAUGACCCCUCCAAGAGGAACUGAGGAGUUUCUGACUGUUCAUUACAGAUGA